AUGGCAGAUGAGGAUGAGAAUAGUCCUCAACACGCAGUGAGCGAACAGGAGCUCAACCAGGAAGAUGCCGAGUCUGAGCAGAAAAUCAUCAAUGAAGAAUACAAGACAUGGAAGAAAAAUGCGCCGUUUCUCUAUGACAUGAUCCUCAGCACCGCCUUGGACUGGCCCACGUUGACCACCCAGUGGUUUCCAGACAUCACAGACGCACCCGACGCAAACUACUCCAAACACCGGCUGCUGAUCGGUACACAUACCGCCGAAGGGCAACCCAAUUACCUCGAGAUCGCCGACGUCCAGUUACCCAAACCAAAGAAGCCAGACGUCAAGGACUACAAUGAAGAAACGGGGGAAAUUGGCGGGUAUGGCGGAGGUCCGUCGGGCAAGAACCAGUUCGAAGUCAAGUUCACCAUUACUCAAAAGAUCGACCAUCCCGGCGAGGUCAAUAAAGCUCGAUACCAACCACAAAACCCCAACAUUAUUGCGACCAUGGUCACAGACGGACGUAUUCUGAUCUGGGACAAGACAAAAUUUUCUUCCAUACCUACGGGAACGCCCAAGCCAACGCUGGAACUCGGCGGUCAUACGAAAGAAGGAUAUGGACUUAGCUGGGAUGCGCAUCAAGGUGGGCGGUUAGCAACAGCCAGCGAAGACUUCACAGUUCGACUGUGGGACAUCUCACAAGCCUCGAAAUCGAACAAGUUGCUCAACGAAUCGCGGCGAUACACCCACCACGGCGGUAUUGUCAACGACGUCCAAUUCCACCCCAUACUACCACAUCUCCUGGGAACCGUCUCAGACGACCUGACUAUGCAGCUUCUGGAUCUGCGGCAGCCUGACACGACGAGGGCCUCGGCCAAGGGCGAAAACCAGCAUCGCGACGCGAUCAAUGCUAUUGCAUUCAAUGGGGCAGUGGAAACGGUGGUGGCCACAGGAAGCGCAGACAAAACCAUUGCCAUCUGGGAUCUGCGGAACCUCAAAGACAAGCUGCACGUACUAGAGGGGCACAAUGACAGCGUGACAACCCUGGAAUGGCAUCCUUUCGAGGAAUCGGUGCUCGCGUCCAGCAGCUAUGAUCGACGAAUCAUGUUCUGGGAUCUCGCCAAAGUCGGAGAAGAGCAAGCGCCUGAAGACAGCGAAGACGGUCCCCCUGAGUUGCUAUUCAUGCACGGAGGUCACACUAAUCGCAUCAGCGACUUUGCCUGGAACAAGAACAGUCCCUGGGUGGUGUGCAGUGCCGCGGAUGACAAUCUGAUCCAGGUGUGGAAGGUCGCCGACGCCAUUGUUGGUCCUGAUGAUGAGGAUGUGCCUAUGAAUGAGCUCGAAGGUUAG
Molecule: messenger RNA, 1329 nt
Organism: Cladophialophora yegresii CBS 114405
Lineage: Eukaryota; Fungi; Ascomycota; Eurotiomycetes; Chaetothyriales; Herpotrichiellaceae
Product: histone acetyltransferase type B subunit 2
Exons: 3
Coding region: 1-1329 (442 amino acids)
Biological process (GO): regulation of gene expression
Cellular component (GO): Rpd3L-Expanded complex; Rpd3L complex; nucleus
Molecular function (GO): histone binding
Source: RefSeq, a predicted model, not a curated record